GCUAUUAUCUUAAGUCACCAAAGUGAAGUUGUGUACUCUAGCUUCUUCUUCUUCUUGGAUGGCACUACCGUUCCAGUGAAACUUUUGCCUUCUCAACGCAGCAUUACUUGCGUCAUUUUUAUUAGUAGUGCUUGGUUGAGAUUUCUAUGCCGAAUAACACGCCUUGAAUGUACUCUGGAGGGGCAAGCUCUAGAAUACGCGUGACCACAGUGCAAGCCGGAAGAAUUUUCUUUCACGAAAAAUCCCCCGACCAGAACGGGAAUCGAACCCGAACCCCCGGCAUGAUAGUGUGGGACGCUAACCACUCGGCCACGGGAGCACGUACUCUAGCGCCGAAUCGUAAUGAAAAUAUUCGGUGGCGGAGUUGCGCCGUGGCGAAUUUUCGUUCGGCAAUGAAACGAUUGCGAUGAGUUGUGAUGAUAUUGAAAGUGGAAUACAGCUGGAAUCCGACGAAUGCAUGGAAAUUGAGGUAGGUUCAGUUUGUAUUAAUCUAUGACUUCAGUAAAAAUUUUAUUACGACAAAAUUAAUUCAUAAUAAAAAUUGCGCUUUUUUCUGUGUGGCAUUCAUACCCCUGAGUUCACUUUUUAAAAACAUGAAUAGAAACUAUUGCUACAUGUUCUUUAAAUGUAUUAUUAAAAGAGCUUCUGAAUGUUUCCACCAGAACCCAAUGAUAAAUGGGUCUGAAAAGUUGAACGAAUUGGUAUGAAAAUAUGGAGAAAUUUGCGUUAGUGAUACUAAAGCCUAUGAUCAUAACGCGAAAUCCAACAGUCACAUAAUUUCCGUUGUUUCCUAUUAUAAGAAGAGAUGUCGACCAGGAAUAUCAUUUCAUAAUCAAAAGGGAUGAAACACGGUACGUGGAAUGGAUUCAACGGAUAAAAAUUGAAAAUCAUCCGGCUAAGCAGUUUAAAUUUCAGCAUGUCGAUAUUCUACUAAGUAAUUAUCAUCAAUUUUCACGUAUUAUUUUUUUCAGAAACAAAACGUUUAACUAAACUAUUAAUUUGUAUGGCUCGAACCUUGGCGAUGGUAAUUGAGGACAGGUUAAAAACUCUCAAGCCAUUAUUGUUCACCUGUUCAACACAAACGAGCAGCAAUUCAUUUAAUCCUCGACGACCAAACGAUUUUCUCCGGCAGCGAAAUUGAAAAUAUCGACAGAUCAAGAAAUCAUGUCUAUAUAUUUUUUAUCUGCUUCUAUAGAAAUUUCCCACCCUAAUUAAAAUAAACAUUAGAGAAAAUCAAUUUGAGUAUUUUAUGCGUCUGAAUAAACCACAAAAACGUAAACAUCGAUUAAAUUUUCUUCUACGCUUCAUCUGAUUCGCUACUCAAAAGUGUCGUUUGACUGACCGAUGAAAAAACACUUUCGUACGAAAACGAGGAUAGGGCAAUUCGUUCGAACGAACGAUGUUCGAAUGUUCGAACGGAUAGAUUUCUUUCGUACGAAACCAAGGAUACGAAUGAGGCAUUCUUUCGAACGUUUUGUGUUCGUUCGAAAACAAGAAUAAGGGUGUUUAUUUUUUUGGUUCGUUAAGUUAGUGUAUAGAAUAAUAUUAGGUGAUUAAUAGCAGUAAUAGACGAUAAUAUCUACUGUUUGCGCCACGCGGAGCGAGCGCAUACGUGUUGCGACAUGACCUGUCAUUCCAUUGCAUCACCCAGAGACGUGCGAAAGUGAGAUGAAAGCAGUAUCAACACAACAAACGAAUAUCACCCGAGCUAUCCGAGCGAAGCCGACAGGACAAAUACCCCACCAGAGCAGAACAUGAUCCAUUCCACGACGAUCCAUUUCGUUUGGAACACUAAUUUUCCGUACACCAGCCGAAACAAUUUCUAUCCUUUUCAUUCAAUCGCAUCACCGAGAGACGUGCGAAAGUGAGAUGAAAGCAGUAUCAACACAACAAACUAAUAUCACCCGAGCUAACCGAGCGAAGCCGACAGGACAAACACCCCACCAAUUUCAGGGAGUAUAAAAGUAGCAGAGCAGCAUAUGAUCCAUCUUUAUAAGUUUUUAUUCACCACGUGUAUUUAGAAACCAUUAGAGAAAGUUAUAGUGAAAAUUUGGACUUUGAAAACUAGUGUCGUUUUUUCCUACAGUAAAUUUAGUCAGACCCUUUCCAACCGGAGUACUAUAAGGAUUGAGAAAUGUGUACUGUGAAGAUGGCAUCCUCUUAUAAAAUUAAUUUAGAGAUGUGUUUAGAAGCGGUUAACAGUUUAAUUUCAACCAAGUGCCUAGAAUAUGAUUUCAAGUUAAAUUUUAAGAACAUGCAAGUAAUUUUGGAGCGUAUGGGAUUAGAUAAAACGAACUAUCCUAGUAUGAAGGUAAUCAAAAGCCUUCUAAUGAAACAUCGAAAAUCCGUAAAACGGUUUGCUCCUGAGAUUACUUUGCAGAAUUGUUGGGAUGCAGCGAAUGAUUUGAUCGCUAGAGAAGAGUUGGAUGAGCUAUUCGAAUUGAAUUCUAAGAAUCUGAAAGAAAUUCUUGUAGAAAUGGGAUUAAACGAAAAAUGCGCACCUAACUUAAAAAAAGUUAGGAAUAACUUCGCUUGUAAUCCAACAUAUAAGAAGUAUCGUGCAGAACGAAAGGUGAGAACCCUUAUAAUUGUUAUAAGCUUCCUGAAAUUAAUAAAACUAUUUUGAAAUUUUCAAUGUGAAAUCAUUUCCGCAGAAUAUUGAACAUUCAAUUGCCGCUGAAAGUCAUAACGUAAGUGUAAAAUAUCAAAUUGCUUUGAAAUAGUCACGCCAUACAGUAACUUCAAAUUUUUAUAGAUCGAUAAUUUCAAAGAAUGUUCUUUUGAGAAUGAAAGUGCCUGCUUGCCACAAGACUGCGUUGGAGUUCAUGAACUUUUAUUAAAUAAAACAGAUCAUAUGUCCGAAACAAACUCAUCUCCUUCACGUGUCGAAACAAGAACAUUAUCAUUUGUAUCAUUUGACACAAACGAUUUCGAGGAAUUGGCCGACUCUCAAAGUACUACUUUUGACGGCGUUGAUAAUACGGGAAAAGAUAACGAACAACCUCCAUUCGGAUUUUUAUUGAAAGGAACAGAUUUAUCGCGUGUCGAAAUAAAAUCAUUAUCCGUCGAGUUUCCUGCAAAAGUAUGUAAGAAAGGAAUGGAACUUAAUGCUCCAGAAAUUGAAUGUCGCAUUUUUGAAACAUCAGUAAGUCAAAUGCAAGAGAGAUCAACGAACGACAUGCAAGACUCGAUUGUUUCAUUUGAUACCAAUGAUCUUGAAGGAUCGACCAAAUCACAAGAUACUACUUAUAGCAGUGAUGUAGAUGUAACUGAACUUGUGUUCAAUACAACGGACUUUGAAAACCUACGAAAAGAGAUAAAAGAAAAAGGCAACAGUAACAGGAUCAAAUACAAUGUCAAGGUUGCGGAAUGUGGGGCAACUGCCACAAAAAGACUUUAUAGUGGUGCUUCAAUUUACGAGUGUUCUUUUUACAUCAACAAGAAGAACAUUGAAAUGUGUAAACAUUAUGAUCAACAUAAUAUAAUGCAAAGCAAAACCAAGGUUGGCGAUGCUAAAUAUAAGCAACAAAAGCAUAGAAGGCCUUUUAUAGUGGCCUUAGAAGAUUUGUUAAAAAUCAAAUAUGAAGAAUUCAAUAUCUAUUGUAUAAUCAAUAUAAAUUCUCAUAAUUGCAACAAAUCUGGCUGGCUAUUUUAUGGUGUCUGCGCUCACAAGACCUGCAGAUCUUAUCGUUUCAAAAUUGUUUCUGUUACGGAUGGUGAUAACAUAUAUAAAGUCGAUGUCUAUGUUAAUGUCGCUAUGACCCUGAUACACGGGGAAAACCUGAAAGCGGCAUAUUGCAAAGGAGUAAAAAGAAACAUAAAUAUGAAAAAACUGCAGCUCCAAAAACCACUUGAAUUACGAACUAAGUUGAUCAACGAAAAGAAAAAAAGGGAACCAUUCGAGAAGGUAGACAUUGUCAGCAAAAAUGUAUUGAAAAAAAUUAGCAGUGAAGCUAAAUCGAAGCUUAACAGGGAUAUUGAUGAUUUUCAAGAUUUGAUAAAAAUGUCUGAGGAUAACGGAUCUUAUAUCAAAAAGUGUUUAGAAAGCCCUUUGGUGUAA
This is a messenger RNA of Toxorhynchites rutilus septentrionalis, 4060 nucleotides long. RefSeq lists its product as uncharacterized. The transcript has 3 exons. The coding region runs from base 2855 to 4060 and encodes 401 amino acids. Lineage: Eukaryota; Metazoa; Arthropoda; Insecta; Diptera; Culicidae. The record is from RefSeq and is a predicted model, not a curated record.